AUGAGGCUCCACCCCCUGCUUUCUGUUCUUCUCUUCUUUGUGACCUUAAUACCAAAAGGAAAUACUGGCCUUAUUCCAGGGACAAAGAGAUGCGCCAUGUUGAAAGGAAGUUGCCUUGAAAAGGCAUGCACAACCAUAGAACAUAAGAUUGGUGUGUGCAGUAGCACCAAGGUGUGCUGUCGGAGGUGGUGGAUCUAUGGGCCCUACCCAACGCCAGUGCCCAAAGCAAAGCCUUCAUAG
This is a messenger RNA of Perognathus longimembris pacificus (Pacific pocket mouse), 240 nucleotides long. It is a transcript of the gene Defb130b, whose product is annotated as defensin beta 130B. The coding region runs from base 1 to 240 and encodes 79 amino acids. Gene Ontology annotation, cellular component: extracellular region. NCBI's taxonomy places the organism in Eukaryota, Metazoa, Chordata, Mammalia, Rodentia, Heteromyidae. Gene Ontology annotation, molecular function: CCR6 chemokine receptor binding; chemoattractant activity. Gene Ontology annotation, biological process: defense response to bacterium; cell chemotaxis. The record is from RefSeq and is a predicted model, not a curated record. The transcript has 2 exons.